This is a messenger RNA of Penaeus vannamei (Pacific white shrimp), 2778 nucleotides long. The record is from RefSeq and is a predicted model, not a curated record. Lineage: Eukaryota; Metazoa; Arthropoda; Malacostraca; Decapoda; Penaeidae.
AGGCUCGCACUCUCCGAUUGUUUACAUCCUCCUCUGUAUACGAAUUUCUGUCAAAAAUCACGAGAUUUUCAUUAAUCCUUAGAUUCGUGAUAAAGAAGCUGAUGAUUUGGUACCAGUGACCAUCAUGGGAGAUGCAGCAAUUGCAAUCCUUUGCUCCCUUUAGUUCAGCUGUUGAUGCAGGAUUUUGGCACAAGUUUACCCAGUUAAAGUUAGAUGUGAUUCACCUGAGCAAAGAUCCAAUACCAGUCACAGGAAACUAUGUCAACAGUGAUGCUGCAGGGCUACCAUCAAGACUUAGUGUGGAGUAUGAUGCUUUGGAAAGCAACCAGCCAGUACCUCACCUUUCAUUCCGAGCUGUUGGGACACUCAUCAACACAAACACAGUGGAAGAGUUCCGUAGCUAUGAUAAAGUGGAGCUCCUGAAGUCAGCUGGAGCUUCUCUCUGGGAGGCCUUGACCUCAGAACUAGCACUGGAGAACCCCUCUCUCUUGUCCUCCUUCCUCAUGUUUACUUUUGCUGACCUGAAAAAAUAUCAUUACUACUACUGGUUUGCAUUCCCAGCCUUCACUUCAUCCAAAACUGUUCCACUAGUCCAACAGCCCCAGCCAAUUGUGUCACAGCUGACUGAAAAUGAGAUUGCUUCACUACUAGCAGCAUUUAGUGCCCGAGAGACUGAUAAGAAUUCUGGAUUCUUCACCAUAAGGAAGAAGAACAAUGACUGGAGUAUCCAUCCUCUGAAGAAGUACCCAGAUUUACGAACUGCAGCAUCUACUGAUGCGGAAGUCUUCUUGGGAUUCUGUGAUCCAUGCACACUACCUCAGAAUCCUGGAUGGCCCUUGCGGAAUCUUCUCACACUGGUUUUACUAAAGUGGUCAAAACAGUGGCCCAUCCACAAGAUCCUGUGCCUGAGAAUAAGAACAAGAAGUGGAGUGCAAGAUGCUAGUCACAGUAUAUAUGUUGAAGUUGAUUUAGGAGGCAUUCUAGAUCAAGACAGUCAACCUGUGAUGCCUACAUGUCUUGGAUGGGAGAAGAACGAGAGAGGAAAAAUGGGUCCUCGCAUGGUCAACCUUUCUUCCACAAUGGAUCCUACAAGAUUAGCAGAAUCAGCAGUAGAUCUCAACCUGAAGUUAAUGAGGUGGAGAGUGGCCCCACAACUUGAUCUUCCAGUUAUACAAGACACCCGCUGUUUACUCUUGGGAGCAGGGACUCUUGGCUGUGGUGUUGCACGUUGCCUCUUGGGUUGGGGUAUUCGCAACAUAACCUUUGUAGACAGUGGGAAGGUGUCGUUUAGCAACCCCGUCCGCCAGAGUCUGUUUGUCUUUGACUCCUGUUUGAAUGGAGGAGAGAACAAAGCUACAGCAGCUGCCAAAGCCCUAAAGGACAUUUUUCCAAGAGUUAAUUCCAAUGGUGUAGUACUGAGCAUUCCAAUGCCUGGUCACACUGUUAGUGACAGUUUAAUCGAACAGGUCAGAAAAGAUGUGGAAAAAUUAGAACAGCUUAUAGAAGACCAUGAUGCUAUCUUUCUUCUUAUGGACUCAAGGGAAAGCAGAUGGCUUCCAUCCAUGCUGGGCUCAGCAAAGAACAAGCUGGUCUUCACUGCAGCGCUUGGCUUUGACUCCUACUUGGUCAUGCGCCACGGUUUCAGACAGAGAGCAGAUGGAGCUGACACUGCCUCGUCUAGUACCUCAGACCAACAGGGUGCUAUGGCAAGUGCUGUUCAUGGAGCCCCCAUUCCUGGCAACCUUUUAGGAUGCUACUUCUGCAAUGAUGUUGUUGCACCUGGAGAUUCAACACGGGAUCGAACCUUAGAUCAGCAGUGCACCGUCACUCGUCCAGGAGUGUCUUACUUGGCUGCUGCUCAUGUCACUGAGCUAAUGGUGUCAAUUCUGCAACAUCCAGACAGAGGAUUAGCAGAGGCAGGUAUCAGCAGUCAGCAGGAUGUGAAGGAAGGUGUAUUGGGACCAGUGCCUCACUCUUUGCGUGGGUUCUUAGGACGACACCAACAGCUUACUCCUGCAACAGCAGCAUUCAAACAGUGCCCAGCAUGUUCUGACAAGGUGGUUUCAGCGUAUAGAGAAGAGGGCUUUGAAUUUCUCCUUAAGGUCUUCAAUACUCCAUCAUAUCUAGAAGACAUCACAGGACUUAGUGCUCUCCAGCAGUGCACAGAUGACUCGCAGAUCUGGGAGCUGAGUGACAGUGAGGAGGAGAUGGAGUGACAAAACAAGGUUAAGUAAUUUAGUAAGACAGAAUUUAGAAUUAUGUGUUGAUGUUAUUUAUUCUUGAUGAAAGGUUUAUAGUUAAUCUAAUGGUAAAAUCAACAGAUGAUUCGGGGAGAUGGGCAAAUAGGCAUGUACUGAUUCGUGAACAGAAACUGUUGAUAUUUAAAUUUGUGUCUCUUGUUGAAGUAAAUAGUUUCCAUGCUCCAGUUGGGGUGGUAUUCUUCCAGUAAAAUUGACUACAUUGAUAAUAAUUGGGUGAUAUCAACCAAAACAUGAUAUGUAUAGUAAUGAUAGAUAUGUGUGUCAAUUGCUGAGCUCAUCACAAUAAUGUUUAUAGAAGAGCUGGUAAUAGCUACCUGGGUAUUUGCUAGCUUUUCAUUUUGCUACAUAUUUUUUACAACAGCUUGCCUUUACAUAAGAAUGGCCUUUGAAAGUAUGCAUAAUAAGCUUUAAAGUUCUAGAUGAAAGAAAUUGUAUUUCCACACACAUGCACAUACACAUAUAGUAGUCUUACACAAACAGGUGAUUAUACUAAACAUAGAUGUAUGAGCAUGCCUUU